AUGGUUAUUAAAUCGCCGUUUCGUCCCGUCCCGGUCCUGCCAAAUAUUAACGUUCACGACUUCAUAUUCAACAAUCCGAAAUGGGACCCCAACGCCAGUUUCCCUAUCUUUGUUGAUGGUCUCACCGGACAGGAAGUAUCGAGGAAGGACUUCUUGGAGAGAGUACGUGAUGGAGCCACUGCGCUCAGCGCCCCGACUAUUGAUGGAGGCGUUGGCAUUGGUCAAUAUGAACAAGAAAUAGUUGGUAUUCUCGGCCAUAAUGCGGUGGAUUACAUCACACUUCUCCAUUCACUUCUAGUCAUUGCGACCCCUUUUGCGCUGUUAUCUGCCUUUGCAACGUCGUACGAGCUCGCUCAAGCCCUCCGCACUUCCAAAGUUACCCGCCUGUUUGUUCAGCCCUCGUUCCUUCCGACAGCUUUACAGGCUGCGCGCGAGGUAGGCCUGCCCGAGGAUCGUAUUAUCGUAUUCGCCGAGAGGUUUGGGGGGAGGCAAAGCUUUCAUGACCUCAUCGACAAUGUACGGGCGCGGAGAAUUCCUAGAGUGCCUGUCAAACCUGUUAGCAAAGAUACACUAGCAUAUUUGGUAUUUUCCAGCGGGACAUCUGGAUUACCAAAGGCUGUCAUGAUAUCUCAUGGAAAUGUUUGCUUUUCUCUGGCGCAAAAUGCCGUCGCGCUCCAAGAGAUCAACCAGCCAGCACCCGCCGGUCCCGUCAAAGUAUUAGCGUUCCUCCCAAUGUAUCACUCCUAUGGUCUACAUAUGUUUGGUAUCCGAGGAUUCUGGUCUCCUUUAACAUUCAUUCUUAUACCCAAAUGGGACCUCGACGUCUUAUGCAAGGUGGUCCCACAAUAUCACAUUCAUGUGCUUAUCAUGGUUCCGUCUACGAUUCAUCAAUUGGUGCACGACAAGAGGUUUCGUGCAGACAUUUUCGCUUCCGUUGUUUCUAUCGCAUCUGGUGCUGCGCAGUUGCCUCCAGCUCUUCCGCAGCGCUUGAAAGAUGUCCUUGGAGGGAACCUGGAGAUUUCCGAGGGAUUUGGCAUGUCUGAAGUAACAAUCGGCGCUAUGCGGGGGACUUCUCCUGAGAUGUUUGGUGGCAAGAUACCUCCGAUUGUUGGAGCACUAGGUGUUCUUCUGCCGGGUAUGGAGGGACGCAUUGUCCGAGAAGAUGGCUCAGAUGCCGAGUUUCACGAGCCAGGAGAACUUUGGCUAAGAGGUGAAAAUGUCGCAUUGGGUUACUGGGGGAACGAAGAAGCUACCCGUAAGACAUUUGGGCCAGAUGGCUGGUUGAAAACGGGAGACCAGCUGAAGAUAGAUGAGCUUGGAAGAUUUUACUUCGUAGAUCGAGCCAAGGAUACUCUCAAAAUUUCUGGCAUGCAAGUCUCACCGAGUGAGAUUGAAAAUGUGUUGAUCGCCCAUCCGAACAAGCUGAUUACCGAUAUCUGUGUCGGUGGUGUGCCGGGCUCCCGGGCAGCAGAUGAGAAAAUUCCGAGAGCGUGGAUUGUGCUCAGUGAGGAAGGUCGGAAGCGUGGGCUCGCCCAGGUCAUUAGAGAACUAGAUGCUUGGUCCCGGAAAAAUCUGAGCAAGUAUAAGUGGCUCCGCGGAGGCAUAGAGGCAAUCAAUGAGAUACCAAAAUCACCGACUGGAAAAGUGCUUCGCCGCGUACUGCAGGACCGCUACGAAGAACAAACGCGGCAGGCGGCAAGAGCGAAAUUAUGA
Fibroporia radiculosa is the source of this 1713-nucleotide messenger RNA. RefSeq lists its product as uncharacterized. The record is from RefSeq and is a predicted model, not a curated record. Gene Ontology annotation, biological process: secondary metabolic process. Gene Ontology annotation, molecular function: CoA-ligase activity. The transcript has 10 exons. NCBI's taxonomy places the organism in Eukaryota, Fungi, Basidiomycota, Agaricomycetes, Polyporales, Fibroporiaceae. Bases 1 to 1713 code for a protein of 570 amino acids.